Gambusia affinis (western mosquitofish) is the source of this 4225-nucleotide messenger RNA. RefSeq names its product NLR family CARD domain-containing protein 3-like. NCBI's taxonomy places the organism in Eukaryota, Metazoa, Chordata, Actinopteri, Cyprinodontiformes, Poeciliidae. The transcript is spliced from 11 exons. The coding region runs from base 94 to 3408 and encodes 1104 amino acids. The record is from RefSeq and is a predicted model, not a curated record. Gene Ontology annotation, molecular function: protein binding.
UCAGUGGGUGGAGCCAAUAAGCAGGAAGUAGUUUAGUCUUCAGACGCCUUCAACGCUUUUCUUCCCAGAAUGUUGAGUCCAUGAAGAGCUGCUAUGAGUCCACCCAGCUUGUUCAGAACCAGACUUUCUCUGAAGAACACAUUUGGUCUCUGGGAACCAGAACCUGAUUCUGCUCCGGAUUCUGUCCUUCAACCUCAACCCAGCUGUUUGUCAUUUCGGAGCAACCAAUCAAAAUCAGCACCUCUUCAAUUUAAAGGAGGGUUCUGUACAUCUGAACCGGAUCAGUGCCAGUUCUUUCUCUCCAGUUCUGAUCCAGAACCUGAAUGCAGUUGUUUGUCCCUGAGGAGCAACCAGGCAGGAGGAUGGAAAUCCCAGCCAGACCUGAGAGUGGACCAGCAGAGCUCGGAGGCUCCCAGAGGUCCGUCUGCACAGCAGCAUCAAACACAUCUGGACUCCAUAUUUACGGAACUGGAGCGAAACAUGAUCUGUUUUAUAAAGAACGAGCUGAAGAAGAUCCAGAAGGUUUUGAAUCCAUGUUACCCAGAAUGCUUAGAGAGUCAGAAGGAGGAUGAGGAGAUGGUGGAGGGUGAUGAUGACAAGCAGAGGAGGAGGAGCAGCACAGAAGCUUUGCUGAAGAUCAUAGUUUUCUUCUUGAGGAAGAUGAAUCAGGAGGAACUGGCCGAGCAUCUGCAGAGCAAAACUCCUUCCAUGUGUCAGGAUAACCUUAAAUCCUCAAUGAAGAAGAAGUUCCAGAGUGUGUUUGAGGGCAUCGCUAAAGCAGGAAGUCCAACCCUCCUGAACCAGAUCUACACAGAGCUCUACAUCACAGAGGGAGGGAAUGGAGAGGUCAAUGAUGAACAUGAGGUCAGACAGAUUGAAACAGCAUCCAGGAAACCAGACAGACCAGAAACAACAAUCAGACAAGAAGACAUCUUUAAAGUCCAACCUGGAAGAGAUCAACCAAUCAGAACAGUGAUGACAAAGGGAGUGGCUGGCAUUGGGAAAACAGUCUUAAUACAAAAGUUCACUCUGGACUGGGCUGAAGACAAAACCAACCAGAACAUCCAGUUUAUAUUUCCAUUCACCUUCAGAGAGCUGAAUGUCCUGAAAGAAAAAAAGUUCAGUUUGGUGGAACUGAUUCAUCAUUUAUUUCCUGAAACCAAAGGAAUCAGCAGUUUUGAAACGUUUCAGGUUCUGUUCAUCUUUGAUGGUCUGGAUGAAAGUCGACUUGAUCUGGAUUUCAACAACAAUCCGUUCCUGACUGAUGUUACAGAGUCCAGCUCACUGGAUGUUCUGCUGACAAACCUCAUCAGGGGGAAACUGUUUCCUUCUGCUCUCCUCUGGAUAACCACACGACCUGCAGCAGCCAAUCAGAUCCCUGCUCAGUGUGUUGGCAUGGUGACAGAGGUCAGAGGGUUCAAUGACCCCCAGAAGGAGGAAUACUUCAGGAAGAGAUUCAGAGAUGAAAAGCAGGCAAGAAGGAUCCUUUCCCACAUCAUGACUUCAAGAAGUCUCCACAUCAUGUGUCACAUCCCAGUUUUCUGCUGGAUCACUGCUACAGUUCUGGAUGAUAUGAUAAAGACCACAGAGGGAGGAGAUCUGCCCAGCACCCUGACUGAGAUGUACAUCCAUUUCCUGGUGGUUCAGACCAAAGUGAGGAAGGUGAAAUAUGAUGGAGGAUCUGAAACAGAUCCACACUGGAGUCCAGAGAGCAGGAAGAUGAUUGAGUCUCUGGGAAAACUGGCUUUUGAUCAGCUGCAGAAAGGAAACCUGAUCUUCUAUGAAUCAGACCUGACAGAGUGUGGCAUCAAUAUCACAGCAGCCUCAGUGUAUUCAGGAGUGUUCACACAGAUCUUUAAAGAGGAGAGAGGUCUGUACCAGGACAAGGUGUUCUGUUUCGUCCAUCUGAGUGUUCAGGAGUUUCUGGCUGCCCUUCAUGUUCAUCUGACCUUCAUCAGAUCUGGUGUCAAUCUGCUUGAAGAAUGUGAGCCAGAAGAUAAGGAGUCAGCAGUGGCUAAUUUACAUCAGAUCGCUGUGGACAAGGCAUUACGAAGUCCAAAUGGACACCUGGACUUGUUUCUCCGGUUCCUCCUGGGUCUUUCACUGCAGGCCAAUCAGAGACUCCUACAUGGUCUCCAGACACAGAAGGCAAGAAGCUUACAGAAAAACCAGGAAACAAUUCAGUACAUAAAGCAAAAGAUCAGUGACAAUGUGUCUAUAGAUAAAAGCAUCAACCUGUUCUACUGUCUGAAUGAGCUCAAGGAUUGUUCCUUACAGGAGGAGAUCAGAAAGUACCUCAAAUCAGGAAGUCUCUCCACAGAUAAACUGUCUUCUACUCAGUGGUCAGCUCUGGUCUUCAUCUUACUGUCAUCUGGAAAAGAUCUGGAUGAGUUUGACCUGAAGAAAUACUCGGCCUCAGAAGAGGCUCUCCUCAGACUGCUGCCAGUGGUUAAAGCUGCUAAGAAAGCUGUGUUGAGUGGCUGUAACCUGUCAGCAAGAAGCUGUGAAGCUCUUUCCUCAGUUCUGGGUUCCCAGUCAUCUAGUUUGAGAGAGCUGGACCUAAGUAACAACGACUUGGAGGAUUCUGGGAUAAAGCAACUGUGCCAAGGACUGGAGAGUCCAUGUUGCAAACUGGAAACGCUCAGUCUUUCAGGCUGUCUGAUCUCAGAGAAAGGCUGCUCCUCUCUGGCUUCGGCUCUGAUCUCCAACCCCUCCCACCUGAGAGAGCUGGACCUGAGCUACAACCAUCCAGGAGAGUCAGGACUGCAGCUGCUCUCAGCCAGUCAAAAGAUUCCCGAUUGCAGACUGGACACCAUCAGAGCUGAACCUGGUUCUGUCCAGUGGUUGAAACCAAACUUCAGAAAAUACUUCUGUGAGCUCACACUGGACCCAAACACGGCUCACAAGUUCCUCAAACUGUCUGAGAACAACAGGAAGGUGACCGACUUACGGAAGGAACACCCAUACCCUGAUCACCCAGCAAGAUUUGACUACUGGCCCCAGGUGCUGUGUGAAACUGGUUUGACUGGUCGCUGUUACUGGGAGGUUGAAUGGGUUGGAAAGGUUUAUGUUGCAGUGAGCUACAGAGGGAUUGGAAGAAAUGGUGACAGCGAUGGCUCCAAGUUUGGAGGGAAUGAUCAGUCUUGGUGUCUUGCCUGUACUGAUGGAGGAUUCAGUGCUUGGCACAACAACAGCGGGUCACCGAUUCCUCUUCCUUCCUCGCCCACCGUCUCUCACCGUGUUGGAGUCUAUGUGGACCGUCCUGCUGGUAUCCUGUCCUUCUACAGAGUCUCUGGUGAUGUGGUGACCCACCUCCACACCUUCAGCACCACAUUCACUGAACCUCUUUAUGCUGGAUUUGGUUAUGGGGUCAAAUUGAAUUCCUCUGCUCUUUUGUGUCAGCUGUAAGCAAACAGGAUGUGAUUUGAUUAACUUGAUAAAAAAAAUAUUCCUGUAUAUGAGAUCAAACUAGAACAGGAAGAGGAGGCAUCUUCAAAUGUUCAAAAUGAAACUGUAGAAUCUGUAUUUAUUUUCACAAGCACAUAAAACUUUGUUUGGUGAUUAAAUUAUUACUUUACUCCUUAUAAUAAGGUGGGGUGUAAUUAGCCUCUUAAGUUUGUAUUAAACAGUAAUGAACCUGUAUAUUUUUUGUCAUGUGCAACAUAGAAAAUGCAAUGAUAUUGUUAUUGAUUUUAUUUAUUUUAAAAAUUAUUUUACUUAUGAAGUAUUUGCUUCUAUCUGUGAUGUCAUACUUAUCAGCUGCUCCCGUCUUUUGCAAUUCCAGGGGCACAGAAAUUUAUACCAGAGCAACAUAUCCCUACAUUUUCCUCACAUCUUUCCAUGCUAAUACAUCAUUAUAUUUAUUUAAAAAUUUUCCUCAAAAAUGGUCUAAAACAUUAGAUGUGAUGUUGAUACCCACCUGCAGGUGGCAGUAUUUACCUCCACUACACUCCUGUCAGACUUUCUUGAUGUCAAGUCAUAGCUUGUGAUUGACAGAGUAUAAAAACUGUGAGUAACUUAUUUAUGUUCAUUUAAGAAUAAAAAUGUUUGUGUGUUCAAGUCUGCAAUUUUUAAAUCUUUUUUUCUUCUAUAUGUAGAUUUUGAAAGACGUUUAAUGAAUAAAGAUCAGUAGCACCACAAAAUAAAAAACAAAAUCAAUUGCAAAAAUUCUCUAGAGAGACUGACAUGUUGAUGUUAAACCUUUAAAAAUAAAAACCUAAAAUUC